GUGUCGUUAGCUUGUCGGCACUUACAGCUGCUCGUAGUGGAGGGAAGUGGCUAGCUCCGUUAGCUACGUUAGCUCAGUGUGUUUGUAGGAUAGUUUACGGUAGUUGUUUGCACCUUCGGCUGUUCCCAUCAUGGCGUACCAGCUGUACAGGAACACCACCCUGGGAAACAGCCUGCAGGAGAGUCUUGACGAGCUCAUACAGACUCAGCAGAUCACUCCUCAGCUGGCUCUCCAGGUCCUCCUUCAGUUUGAUAAAGCCAUCAACACGGCGCUCGCCAACAGAGUCCGCAACAGAGUCAACUUCAGGGGCUCUCUGAACACCUACAGGUUCUGUGACAAUGUGUGGACAUUUGUUCUGAACGAUGUGGAGUUCAGAGAGGUCACAGACCUGGUGAAGGUUGACAAGGUCAAAAUUGUCGCCUGUGAUGGAAAGAGUGAGUCGACCCAGAACAAAACUGAUAAAUGACUCAGGCUCCAGUGCUGCAGAGUGACAACUUUUCAUGUGUGCCGGUGUCGGUUGGAGCCGCAGAUGGACCUGGACUGUACAUAUAAUUUAUUACAGCAGAGUCACAGCUGAGACCUGAGAGUGUGUGUGUGUGUGUGAGAGAGAGAGUGGACCAGUCACUGUUCCUUCAGCAGUUUGUUUUUAUUAUCAGUUUACAGGAGGUUGUGUUCAGUUUGCUGUUAUAAUUGAGCUGGAUCAUCUUUAAUAAAAACUUUAUUUAAAACACA
Messenger RNA from Lates calcarifer (barramundi perch), 732 nucleotides. It is a transcript of the gene gtf2a2, whose product is annotated as general transcription factor IIA, 2. The coding region runs from base 131 to 466 and encodes 111 amino acids. The transcript is spliced from 4 exons. Gene Ontology annotation, biological process: transcription initiation at RNA polymerase II promoter; RNA polymerase II preinitiation complex assembly. The record is from RefSeq and is a predicted model, not a curated record. Gene Ontology annotation, cellular component: transcription factor TFIIA complex. Gene Ontology annotation, molecular function: TBP-class protein binding; RNA polymerase II general transcription initiation factor activity. Lineage: Eukaryota; Metazoa; Chordata; Actinopteri; Centropomidae.